AUGUACACUUCUGUAUUUCCGCCUCAAGCUCCGAUCGGUUUCCUCCCGGGAUUGCUCAGUAAGUCUCUCUCCGCCGGCGUUUCUGUAUCGAGAUUGACACGGCCGGUGGUGGCAUACAGGGCCGAUAGGCGCCUUCCAUCGGGGAAAUCUGAUAUGGGGCCCAAGAAGCGGAACAUCGCUCCUCGCUCCAAGCCGUCGCAGCCGCCACCCAUAGCGGGGGCGGCUUCGGAGGAUGCGGCCACCGCCGCCGACGGUGGCGCUUCCAACCCUGACCAAACCCCAAACCCUUCCUCCGCCAGAAAACCCGCAAAAUCGGAUGCAGGUGAUUCGGAUGGCUACACAUACAGCAACGGAAGCCCUUCCUCUGCAUAUGCUGCGGUGAAGACUGAAUGCGAGCGUGCGCUGAAUGCUAUGCGAAAGGGGAACCACACAAAAGCCCUGAGACUGAUGAAGGAUUUGUGCUCAAAGCAUGAUAAUUCGCCUCACCUGGCUCUGAUUCACCGUGUCCAGGGCACCGUAUGCGUGAAGAUGGCCUCGAUAAUCGAUGACCCCAAUGCGAAACAGAGACAUUUGCGGAAUGCUGUGGAGAGUGCCCGUAAGGCUGCCAGCCUGUCCCCAAAUUCCAUUGAGUUUGCACACUUUUAUGCCAAUCUCUUGUAUGAAGCUGCGAACGAGGGGAAGGAGUAUGAGGAGGUGGUGCAGGAGUGUGAGAGGGCUUUGGCGAUCGAGAACCCUGUGGACCCUGCCAAGGAGAGCUUGCAAGAGGAGAAUCAGCAGAAGAUCUCAACAGCCGAAGCUCGAGUGGCCCACGUUCAGAGUGAGCUCAGGUCGUUGAUUCAGAAGUCGAAUAUCGCCUCCCUCUCGACUUGGAUGAAGAAUCUGGGCAAUGGGGAAGAGAAGUUCCGGUUGAUUCCUAUCAGGAGAGUCCCUGAGGACCCGAUGGAGUUGAGAUUAGUUCAGACGAGGAGGCCGAACGAGAUUAAGAAAGUGGCCAAGACGCCCGAGGAGCGGAGGAAGGAAAUUGAGGUUAGGGUGGCUGCUGCUCGUCUUCUACAGCAGAAAUCGGAGUCCCCUCAUUUGGCGAAUGAUGAGGAUAGUGGUAAUAGCAAUACCAAAGGGCCAGAUUCUGGCACGGGGUCGGGCCAGAGAUCUGGAGAAAGAAGGAAGUAUGGGAAUGCAAGGAAAAACGCAUCAUCGGAUGAGAGGAAGGAUUGGGUUCGGUCGUAUUGGAACUCUGUGGGUGCAGACGUGAAGAAAGAUUUGCUCAAAAUUAGUAUAUCGGAUCUGAAAAGUCAUUUUAGUUCAUUGAAGGAUGGAUUGUCAACUAGUGGGGUUCUUUGCGAGGCUUUAUCUUUUGGGGAGACGCACAAAGUGUGGAAAUUUUGGUUGUGCUGUCGUUGCAAUGAGAAAUUUGCUGAUGCUACUUCAUUCAUGCAUCACGUUGGGCAGGAACAUAUGGGCAGCUUGCUGCCCAAAAUGCAGUCCAUUCUGCCCCAAAGCGUGGAGAGUGAAUGGGCUGAGAUGCUUCUAAACUGUUCUUGGAGACCUCUAGACCUGAAUGAAGCAAUUAAGUUGGUUGGGAGAAGGCAGAAAUCAUUUGAAUCCGAUUUCCUCGAGGAAUCCAGAAACGGCAUGGACGAUUCAAAAGAUUGCUUUCUUGACUCUUAUUGCAAUGAAUAUGAAUGGGAAUUAUCACCUAAGAAGAACCAACAGGUUGAUAAUUUUGGCAGUAGUGCCCAGAACAGCAGGGAGUUUGAAGGGGCCGAGUGGAUGGACUGUGAUAGAAAUCUCAGCAGUAAAGAAAAUUUAUUAAAUGGAAAUUGGCCUUUAUCUGAUGACCCUGAGCGUGCUAAGCUUCUAGACAGAAUCCAUGGUGUUUUCCAGACACUUAUUAAAAACAAAUAUUUGGCGGCAAGUCACCUUAGCAAGGUUAUACAUUUUGCAGUGGAGGAGCUGCAGAGUCUUGCAUGUGGUUCACAACUGCUCAACUCCAAACUGGAAGAAUCACCUACCUGCAUCUGUUUCUUGGGUGCCACAGAGCUUAAGAAAAUCCUGAACUUUUUACAGGAAAUAUCUAAUGCUUGUGGAUUAAAUAGAUAUCAUGAUAAAAGUAAUUCUGGAGCUGAUUCAAAUACCAGGGCACACGGUAUUGACUUCUUGGAGAAGAUAGUUUUUAGUCAAGAUGAUUCAUGUUUGGUCCUUGAUGAGCAUUUUCUCCCCUGCAAGGCCCCUCUAUCUUUUGACGACACCAUUACUUCGUACAGUGCGGCAACUUCGUCUGAUUUGCUCUAUGAGAAUGGUGUUAUACUUGAUUCGGAUGCAUUAUUGUCUUGGAUAUUUAAGGGCCUCUCGAGUGGUGAGCAAUUAACAUCCUGGAUGAGGAAGAAAGAGGAGAAAGCUCAGCAGGGCUUAGAGAUUCUCCAGUUGCUUGAGAAGGAGUCUUACCAUCUGCAGGGCUUAUGUGAGAGAAAAUGUGAGCACAUGAGUUAUGAGGAGGCAUUGCAGGCUGUGGAGGAUCUCUGUUUGGAAGAGGGAAAGAGACGAGAACUUGCAACAAUUUUGGUCCGUCGCAGUUAUGAUUCUGUGCUCAAAAAAAGACGUGAAGAGCUCAUCGAAAAUGACAAUGAGAUUACCAUUACCAGCAAUAGAUUUGAGUUGGAUGCCAUUACAAAUGUUUUGAAGGAUGCAGAAUCGCUAAAUGCUAAUCAAUUUGGGUUUGAGGAAACAUACAAUGGCGUUACCUCUCAUCUUUGCGACCUAGAAUCUGGUGAGUAUGAUGAUUGGAGAGCAAAAGACUGUAUGCAGCAGGUGGACUCUUGCAUAGAAGUUGCAAUACAGAGGCAGAAAGAGCAAGUUUCUAGUGAGAUAAGCAAAAUGGAUGCAAGAAUCAUGCGGAUACUUGGGGCUAUGCAGCAGUUAGAAGCAGAUCUUGAGCCUGCAUCUUCCCUUGAUUUUAGAACCAUUCUAAUCCCUCUAGUAAAAUCAUUUUUACGGGCACGCAUGGAAGAUCUGGCAGAGAAAGAUGCCAGAGAAAAAUCUGAUGCUGCCAGGGAGGCAUUUUUGGCAGAGCUUGCUCGGGAUUCCAAGAAAGGCAACAGUAGCGGAAUUGAUAAUUCAAAACAUUCUCACGAGAAGACAAAGGAUAAGAAGAAAAACAGGGAGAGCCGGAAAAACAAGGAUGCAAAGGCCACUCAGUCUGACGAGCCACCCAAUCAAACUUCUGAAGAGAUAUUGUUUCCUAGUGGUUAUGACGAGGAGGAUCUGGUUCCAGAAUUUGCUCAUCAUGGGCUUGAUGAUGCUUUACGGCUACAGGAAGAGGAGUACAAACGUAAAAUUGAACUUGAAGCUGAGGAAAGGAAGCUUGAAGAAACUUUGGAAUAUCAAAGACGAAUAGAAAAUGAGGCAAAACAGAAGCAUCUUGCUGAACAACAUAAGAAAAGUUCAAGAGCUGCUGAAGUAAAUACAGAACCAAUUGUGGUGUCUGAUGAACAUUUGCAGCCAUACACUGAUGACAAGUAUGUGAAUGACCAAUCAGCAAACGCGAAGGAUUCUUUGGUCCAGAAGGACGUGUUUAUUGAUGUUUCAGAAGGUCCACUGGAUAGAUCUGCAAAUGGGGCUAUGACACGAAGUGGGGCUGUAUUUUCGGAUCGGCGCAUGGGAAGGAGGGGUAGACGGCAUAAGGGUCUAACAAGUAAAUUAAGUGAUGGGAAAGUUCCUACCGCGACAUCUGAAAAGGAAGAUAGCGAUGCUGGUCAGUUGAGGGUGAUGGGUUUGACAAACCACUUAGGAAGUUUAUUGGGAACAUCAUAUUCUGAAGGACUCCUAAAUUGCAAUGUUUGGGGCAGUAAUUUGUUGCAUAGUCAGAAAUGCCUUCAUAUUCUUUCGGGCUUGGUCCCUUGGACUGCAAUAAGGAUCCACAGUAGUUUGAGUGGAUAUAGUGGAGGAAAAACAUUUAGACAACUCCAGGCUGAGGAGGACGAUGAAGAAAGGUUUCAAGCUGAUCUACAAAAAGCUGUACUGCAAAGUCUUGUGGAAUUCUUAUCCUCCUCUGCUGUUAUAUUACUUGCAUCAGCGCAUGAAGUUAAGAAUGAUGCACCUUAUAGAGUCUCUGCAUUUGUCCCCAUUAAUUCUUAUACACCUUAUUUUUUUCUCGGUUUGGUUAUUGUUCUCACUGCAGCCUCCGUUCUGUUGAAUUGUUUGUAUGAAACUACUGAAUGUGAUACAUUUCAUUCACGUGGAAAAUUGCCUGUAGUAUCAAAUUCAGCAGUUUCACAAAAGGAGCUUCCAGAAACCAGUGACCCUUGUGCUUCACGUGAUGAAGGUGUGACAGAUAAUGGUGUGGAUGAUUAUGGGGCAGGGCUAAAAAAUGAAGUUGGUGAAUAUAAUUGCUUUCUCAAUGUCAUAAUACAGUCCUUGUGGCACCUAAAACGGUUCCGAGAUGAAUUUUUGCAAAGGUCAUCAUCGGAACAUGUUCAUGUUGGCGAUCCUUGUGUUAUUUGUGCUUUGUAUGACAUCUUCAUCGCUCUGGGUAUGAUAUCAAAAGAUAAUAGAAGAGAACCUGUUGCCCCAACCUCUCUUAGAGUUGCUUUAAGCAAUUUGUACCCUGAUAGUAAUUUCUUCCAGGAGGGUCAGAUGAAUGAUGCUUCUGAAGUGCUGGGAGUAAUAUUCAGUUGUCUUCAUCGAUCAUUUACCCCUGCAUCUGUAGUGACUGAUACAAGAUCAGUAGAUAGUAGCUGCACGGGAUCCUGGGACUGCAGAAAUGCUUCUUGCAUUGCACACUCAAUUUUUGGAAUGGAUAUAUUUGAGAGAAUGAACUGUUACAACUGUGGCUUGGAGUCCAGAUACCUGAAAUACACAUCUUUCUUUCAUAAUAUUAAUGCCAGCGCUGUUAUGUGCCCAGAAAGCUCCUUUGACGAGCUUUUGAAUCUGGUUGAGAUGAAUCAUCAAUUAGCUUGUGAUCCUGAGGUUGGCGGUUGUGGGAAGCUCAACUACAUCCACCAUAUUCUCUCCUCCCCACCACAUGUUUUCACAACAGUCUUGGGUUGGCAAAAUACUUGCGAGAAUGUUGAUGAUAUAAUGGAAACACUGGCAGCUUUGUCCACUGAGAUUGAUAUCAGUGUCCUUUAUCGUGGUCUUGAUCCACAGAACAGGCAUCGACUGGUUUCAAUGGUUUGCUAUUAUGGGCAACACUAUCACUGUUUCGCCUACAGUCGCGAUCAUGAACAGUGGAUCAUGUAUGACGACAAAACUGUGAAGGUAAUUGGUGGCUGGAAUGACGUUCUUACAAUGUGUGAAAGAGGGCAUUUGCAACCCCAGGUCCUCUUAUUUGAAGCUGUAAAUUAGUACUUACAGUGGAAAUUCAUGUGCUACUUACCAAGACAUGGCACUGGCCGUACUCAACGUUUUAUCAGACGAUACAAACCAAAACUCCACAUUUACUGGGCUUUUAAGAUUAGCUCUCUGGACAAACUGCAAUGUUAAUACAACAGCCGGAAGUUUACUAUAAAGUGAAUCGAUUUUGUUACAGCGAAGAGGAAAAAUGGGAUCAAAUUAUGUGAAGUAACGAGGAUGAACUUUUUGACAAAAUUAUUGGGAUAUUGUGCUAAUCAAGGUUUGGUGCUCGCGGUACCAAUUAUGAUAUAUAAUUAUAUCUUCUCAUCCAGUUUUGGCCGAAGACAGUAGUAGUAAGAACUUGCUGGUUGAUUAUAUCUAUAUAUGGAUACUUGCAAUGUAGUAUACCAGCUGCAUUUUCUUGUACUUAGGUUCGUAUUCUCUUAUUGUUUAAAAUACCAAGAAAUGUAUAGAUCAGGUGUCAAGCAUCAGAUCCUUUUGUUACCCGUAGGUUACGGGAACUUUGUUAGGAGAAUCUUUUUGUGUAUGUCAAUGUUGGUACAAAAUUGCUGGGCUUAAUUAAUCAUACACAUUAUGAUAGAUUGUUUUGCCUAUUGAUCUAUUGAUUCUCUUUUUGGCAUUGGAAAUGGUUGUUUUUAUGUUUGUUAAUAGACUAUAAUGGUUUCCUUUAGGCCCCAUCUAUUUUUUCUAGUAUGGAGAUUUAGCUCAUUCCCAUACACAUACACUAUGUAAAUCUCAACUUUUUG
Striga asiatica is the source of this 6098-nucleotide messenger RNA. Lineage: Eukaryota; Viridiplantae; Streptophyta; Magnoliopsida; Lamiales; Orobanchaceae. The record is from the annotation of a GenBank genome assembly.